Molecule: messenger RNA, 2074 nt
Organism: Brachypodium distachyon (stiff brome)
Lineage: Eukaryota; Viridiplantae; Streptophyta; Magnoliopsida; Poales; Poaceae
Product: protein PHYTOCHROME KINASE SUBSTRATE 4
Exons: 1
Coding region: 248-1828 (526 amino acids)
Biological process (GO): phototropism
Source: RefSeq, a predicted model, not a curated record
GCCCUACACUUACACCUCGCCGCAGGGUAGAGCGUCCCGGUAGCCGGUACGUACACAGAUCCGCCUCUCUUCUCUCCCGUGCCGUCCCGUUCCAACAGCCUGUCCCGUCUUUGGCUCCACCCGCUCUCCCGUUCCUACAAAUCCUCCUCCCUCUCCCCUCACUGACACACGCACUCUGAAAACCAGAGAACAACACCCCGACACACGAGGAGAGAUACAGAGAAGCGAAGCGUCUUAUCUUCCCUACAUGGACAGGUACAGAGUGGCGCCGGCGCGGCCAGUCUUCCUCUCCUCCGGCGCCACCCACCACCACGUCCAGGCGCCGCCGCCGCCGCGCCGCUCCGACGGGGCCGAGCUCGACAUCUUCACCGCCGAGCGCUACUUCAACGCCGCCGACGCCACCAAGUACAGGGCUGCCUCCGCGGCCACCCCCGUUCCCGUGGACUCGCCGACCGCGCCGCACCUUGCCAUGGAUUCCGCCGCAAGCCAGAGCGGCCGCACGGCCGCGUCUUCUGAGGCCAGCUGGAACAGCCGCUCUGGGCUACUCGCCAGCAACAACAACAACAACCAGUCGGCCUCGGCCAGGCAGCAGCAUGACGGCAAGGGAGGCUAUGGUGGUGUUGGUGUUGGCAAUGGUGGCGUGGUGGACGGUACCAGGGACGAGCGGUACCACCGUGCCAAGAAGCCGGCCGGGCAGCGGUGGGGGCUGUUCAGCCGCGUCGACUGCCCGUGCGUCGGCCGGAAGGCGGUCACCGUCGGCGUCGCCUCCGAGCCUCCCAGCCCGAGGACGCAGCACGCCACCAGCUCCGCCGCCACGGAUCAGGAGAUCAGCGCGAUUUUUAAGGCCAACAGGCUGCUGCUAGCUCCUCCAUCUCCAACCCACGAACCAGAGCCUAGCACGGCGAAGAUUAUUAGCACAACGGGGAGCUGCACGUUUCUGCUACGCGCAAACAACAACAGCGGCAUGCUCGCUCCGCCGGGGCCCAACAAGGUCGCCGCGUUCCGGGCGCCCGACAUUGGCCGCCGCGUCGUGGUGAGCAGCUCAGGCGCCGUGGGGUUCACGUUCCCGGUGAUCGGCCCGGCGACAAAUGUCGUCAUCGACGAGCCGCCGCGCGAGUCGCUGGAGGUGUUCCGUCCUAUCGACGAGGACUCGGUGCUGCUCGCGGACGAACCUCCUCCGCGGCCGCCCUCGCUGUCCGCUCCCGGCGCCUUUCUGCGCGCGCCAGUGUUGGCGACGGCGGAGGAGGACGCGAUGAGCGACGCGAGCUCGGACCUGUUCGACCUGGAGAGCUUCGCGGCGUCGUCCUCGUACCCGACCACGUGCCGCGGCGGGCGCGGAAGCAGCCGCCGCAACUCGCGGGAGGAGGACGACAACCUGCCCCCGUACGCGGAAGCCAUGGCAGCCAUGGCCGCGGAGCCGGCGCUGAGCGAGUGCAUGUACGCGCCGAGCGAGGCGAGCGUGGUGUGGAGCGUGGCCACGGCAGAGGGCUUCGCGCCCUACGACGCCGCGCCCAGCGUCGCCAACUUCUCCAGCGCCGCCUCCGCGUGCGGCGCCGACGACUUCGCCCGCUUCGUCGUCCAGCCGCCGGCCGCGGGCGGCGGCGGCUUCACGGCCGCGAUGUCCCGCAGCGCCGCUGGCCGCAAGAAAGGCGGCGGCGGGUUCUUGAACAGCUGCCGGUGCGAGAAGGCGGUGAGCGUGGGGCCGACCCCGGUCCGCGUGGCCCGCCCACGGCCGCCGGUCCCCGAGGCCAAGACGGCAAUGGCGUUCGAAAGCGGCGGCGCCGCGCGGUACCACCACGGCCGCGUCCACAUGCCGGUCCGGACCUGAUCGAUCCAUCCAUCGGUUGGCGCUUAUGCUCGAGUACAUAUGCAUAUUACAGAAUUUAAUCCCCGUCUUUUGUCUUCCACGAAACAGAGGAAGGAUUCUCUUGUUUUCUCACGUGCGUGUACAAGCUGUCGCCGUUGGCGAACGUUGUCAGCUACUUGUUGUAACAUAAACGUGAUUCUGUAAAUCUGUAAAAGUGCAAGCAAGUCUGUAAUAUACUCCGUGAUACUCACUCCGUCCAACAAAAAA